AUGGCCCAACUCCUCGCCAUAUCUAAUGGCCACAUGAUCAUGCAGACCCCGAAACCCUUCGGAGGUCCGGACCUUGACAACUCUCCUUUAACUGCAGGCAACUUCCCCUGUAAAUUAAAGGGCGAUCCAGCUACAUUUUAUUCGACGUCUGGCCUCGACAAUACAAUGGCGGUAGGGGAGAGUCAAUCCCUAUCGUUCAAGGGCUCGGCGGUUCAUGGAGGUGGAAGUUGUCAGUUGGCAAUCACCAAAGACCUUCAGCCUAGCGUAUCUACAUCUUGGCAAGUUAUCCUUUCCAUCGAAGGCGGUUGCCCAAGCAAGUCCGGCCAAGGUCCUGACACAUAUGACUUCAAGAUUCCAGACGGAGUAGCACCUGGCAAAUACGUCUUCGCCUGGACUUGGAUCAGUAAACUCGCGGGUCAGCCGGAGUAUUACAUGAACUGUGCGCCUAUCACAGUGACAGGAGGAAAGUCCAAGCGGUCGAAUAACGAGACUAUGGAACUCUUCACUCGCGAUGGUCAGUUCCCCGAGCUCUUCGUAGGUAAUCUUGCCGAUAUCAACUCGUGCAAGACGGAACCCAGCACCGACCCCCAGUACCCCGACCCCGGCCCUAACGUCAUCCGCCCGGGUUCAAACAACAAUUUUGCCAAGAUCCAAGGCGACAAUUGUGUUCCCAAGGGUGCCAAGUCUGGCGGAUCAAGCGGAAGUGCCGAUCCUGCUGGCCAGAAUACCCCCAAUAGUGGUGUGAACGGCGGAGGUAACGAUAGUGGCAACGGGAACGUUGGCUCCAGCGCUGCCGGCCCAAGUAGCAGCGCCGCUCCAGCUACUAGCGCAGCUCCCAGCAACUCUUUCGUAACAGUUGUUCCCGUUGGCAGCGGCGGCAGCAGCAGUGCUGCUGCCACUCAGAGCUCCUCGGCCGCGCCUGUAGUUAGUUCUCCAGUCAGCUCCGCAGCCACUUCUGUAGCCACCCCCGUAGUCAGUUCCGCAGUUAGUUCUGCAGUCCCUGCUCCAGUUAGCUCCGCGAGUCCCGCAGGUAGCGCCCCUCCCAGCACUGGUUCCCCUUCCGGAGGACUUACAGGACCGUGUACUUCGGAAGGAAUGUUCAACUGUAUUGGCGGAACCGCCUACCAGCAAUGCGCUUCUGGUUCGUGGUCUACAGUUAUGCAAAUGGCCCCUGGUGUUAAGUGUGCUGAAGGGCAAACAAUGACUUUGUGGGGGCGUGACGAAACCCCUCGCAAAGUUGCCCGUAGAGUCAACUGGUAA
Messenger RNA from Daldinia loculata, 1260 nucleotides. RefSeq lists its product as uncharacterized. Lineage: Eukaryota; Fungi; Ascomycota; Sordariomycetes; Xylariales; Hypoxylaceae. The record is from RefSeq and is a predicted model, not a curated record. Bases 1 to 1260 code for a protein of 419 amino acids. The transcript has a single exon.